This is a messenger RNA of Haliotis rufescens (red abalone), 5401 nucleotides long. RefSeq names its product RAB6-interacting golgin-like. Bases 44 to 1333 code for a protein of 429 amino acids. Lineage: Eukaryota; Metazoa; Mollusca; Gastropoda; Lepetellida; Haliotidae. The transcript has 5 exons. The record is from RefSeq and is a predicted model, not a curated record. Gene Ontology annotation, biological process: non-motile cilium assembly.
UAUAACCCUCGCGCUUCCUCGCGAGAGUUACGUGGCAUUAAACAUGGCCGGUUGGGCAGGCUUCAGCGACGAGGACUUGAGGCGAAUAAAACAGAACUCAACUGGAGGGGCAGACUUAGCUGCUAACAGACAGGCCCAGUUGAAGCGGCAGCAUGUACCAAACAAAGAAAGGCUUGUGAGAAAUUCAAGAGGCCACGGGGCAGCAGCUUCUGGCAAUCCGACUCAACUAGAUCCCUCACAGAGGCUAGUGCAACCCGAGGAACUGAAGGUGAAGGCAAAUGGAAAAGGACCAAGGGCAACAGAACAGGGGCAACGGAAGGCUGCUGCUCAUCAAGAUGCGGACAAACCUGACAAGCUACAGGUGGCAGGAGUGUCAUCAGAAAAGCAGUUGUCUGAUUCAGGGCAAAGAGUCGAGUCAGAGACACCAUCAGAAGACAAGGAAAACAUGAGAGAACUUGAUGAAACAGAGGCAAUUGGCGUGGAGCUGGGCAAUAUGGCCAAGUUCCAGAAGCAGCAGAAGAUGAUAGAGGAGGCCAACAAGCAAAAGAGGCAGUACCUGACCAAUGCCAUCAAUGAGAGGAAGAAAAAGGCCAAAGCAGAAUCUGUGAAGCUGACAAAGAUUCAGUCAGAACUAGGUCGCCUUGACACACUUCUGUCGGUCGACGUUGGGGUCAUCAGGGAUAAGAUAGAGGCAGCCAGCAUUGACUACACAGAUGCUCAGAGGCGGUAUAGCCGAGCAGAGCAAGAAUUUAUCCAUGCAAAAAUGGACUUGUUUCAUAAAGGCGAGUUGAAGGAGAGACUUACAGAGCACCUUUACACCAUUAUUCACCAGAAUGAGGUGAGGAAGGCCAACAAAUUGGCAGAACUGAUGAAACAACUGGAGAUGGAAGUUGCACAAGAAGAAAUGGAAAUGUCUGUUCCAGCCAUUCCAAUGCUUACAAACUUUAAUUCUGUCACAACACUGCAAAACCCAGCACUGAAGUCACCAGUUCACAGCCCUGAGGUGGAUAAGAACAUAGAUCUGACCAACAAAGAUUCUUUGACAGAAAAUACAGACUCUGUGCGAACAAAAUCACCCGAGGAGGACAUCGCAGUCAAGUCUGAACCAGGGGCAGACAACUCUUUACAGAUGCCCAUACAAGCAGGAAGUAAUCCUGAGACAAAGGCUAGUUCAAUUGGGCAGCGGCAGUGUGAAGAACUUUCUCAAAGAACUGAUGAAAGUAAGACUGUUGUGUCAAGUGAUAUGUCUAAAGAUGUGGAACAGAAAGAGGAUGCUGAAUCGGCAUCUUCAUCUGUAAACAAAACAACUUUAUCAUGUCAGGAUGUGGGUUAAAACAACAGACUUGAAUAUGUUGCAGAAGUUUCAUAUCAUAACUGCACUCAUCAUGUUCGCAGUACCAGGGGUACUGGCAUCUCAAUGUUGAAGUGAACAACUUUGAGAUCUCAUCAUAUUCAAGCAACAUACUUUGAGAUUAUGUGAUGUGUCUUAAUUGGCAUCUAUUGUGAGCAUGAGAAAUGAAUGUUGAAUUCAGUCAGGUACAUUCAACUUGUUCAAUGCAUAUAUUAUUUUUUUAAGAUUGAAGAUAAUGAGACUGUUCUGAAAAUUUAACUCAAACACUGUCAUAAUCAUGAUAAUAAUAGUAAUUAUACAGCAACAACUUUUGGGACACAAUUGGGUCUGUUGAUUUAAAUUUGGAUUGGGAGACAUUUGGCCUCUCAGCUGUCCAGCAAUGAAUUAGGAUCGAUGUACACAGACCCCAUCUAGAUCCAACACUAAUAACGGUACUCACGACAUGUCAAAUGGGGAAUGUGGGUUCAAAUGUAACUCCCAUUUGUCAUGUGGUUCCCACAUUUGUGUCCCUAUGAGAAAUUUGUGGGUUGGAGGUGUAGGGAUUGAAAUAUAUGAUCAAGGUGGAGAACCCACUUAUUCUUCAGUCAAUGUUUGCUCAGGGUUCACCUGACAUGACCUUCUCGUCAGAUUUUGACACAACACUGAGAGGUGUCUUUCUCAAAGCAACUGUAGCUCAAUCUUAAUGUGGUAUGUCAACCUUAGCUCUAAGAUUGCAGUUGUAAGACUGUAUGACAAUGUUUCCUCAAUCUGUUACUCCUUAUACUGGUAAAGACACAAUAGUUUAGGAUUUUCUUUGCCUCUUUCUAACACAAUUUCUGAGUGCCAGUGUUUUAGACCGAUUUACAUAAUCAUCAAAUGUAAUUUCUAAACAUGAACGACUACGAAACAAUCGCUAAAUUCCAGCACAUUGUAAUCUCCCUUUCUCCAUGUUCUCAACAGCAUGCCUAUGUACUGUUUGAAAUCCUUGGGUAUCAUGGGUAUGAGCUGUAUGUUGAAUUAAUUGUUGGUAAGAUAAUAUAGCAAAACAAAUUCUGGAUUAACAAGUUCGAGCAGCUGCCUCUCAACAAGCAAAAUAUGAAUCCAAUCGCAAUAAUAACCUCAAGACAAAAAAAAGACCCAUGCCUCGACAGUUUAUGUGAAUGAUUAUCAUACACGGGUACUAUAGACAUGUACUAUCUUCCAUUACUGAUGCUCCAUUUCCCCUUUAUUUUAUACGUGAAAUGUUAAUUCUAAUCAGAUAUUAGCAGUACAUUAACUGGCAUUAACACAUGUUAAAUCCACAGCCAUCGUUUAUGAAUUAGUGGAAACUGUUUUCAUGGGGAUGGAUGGGAGGGGGAGGGUGUGAGAGGAAGUGUUCAUCUUCAAAAUCAACUUCACAGAAAGUUUUUAAAAAAAAAACUGUCGAGUUCUCAGGCUUUGGUCAAAGAAUUGUUUUCCAUGCAAACUCAUUAAUUGGCAAGUUUUGUCAAUGCACAAGCCUCUGAAAUUUUUUGCAUACUCAGCAUACUCACAUUUUUUAUAAUUGAUACUGAUCAUGUUUUUGCUGCUCCAUCCUUUGUUGACAUUGUAGACUAAACAACUCACAUACUCACGUGUUGGAAGGUAUGCAUUUCCUGGUAUGAUGCAAAAUGGCUAAUUACAUUAAACAACUAAAGGUUUAUCAUAAUUUUCUUUUAAACUAAUAUUCUGAACGUGUGUGAUCUUGUAAGUCAUGAAAAUAUCAACUUUAAAUUUGUCAGGUCACACAAUGAGAUAAAUAUGUUAUUAGCAAGGAUCGACUCUCCACCCCCACCCCAAUCACACUGAAAUAAACAUAAGAGACUGUGUUAGGGACAGAAGCUUGAAAUUGUGUUUCUCUAACCAUGCGAAAUAGGACUGUUUCCUCAGGUUUAGUGCGCCACAUUGCCCUGAAUGUUGUGCUGUUUUGAAUGAAAAUGUGAAAGUUUGUUUCAUGUUUUCAUUUUGUCUUGAAGCAGAAAUGACAAGUUUUUGCUGGUGUAAAAAUUACCACCAUACCAAAAGCACCAAGACAAUAACCUGUAUGGCUGUACAGGUAGACUGAUGAUGAAUGAUGUACUUAACAUAUGAAGCAGGUGCACAGGCACUAUUCAUGCCCUCUAUGCCUUCACUUGCACAUUUUCAAGGUGUUAUUUUUAUGCCAAAUGUUGAUUCUUCUGUAACCAUGGUGGCUGUCAUGGAUUCAGAAAUAAGACUAUUUUUUUUAAACCGUCCUUGAAUUAUUGCCGUUGUAAACCAAGAUCAUACUGCUGAAUUAUAUUAAUGGUAGAAACGUGUGGUUACCCUUUAUGUUAUCAUGUCCUAUGCAAUACUUUAACAUGCUUUUAAUUUCUGCUGAAAAAAUACUUUUUUGAAUAUAUACAUGUUUUAGAUGUGCGAUAUAUGUGAUAUGACUAAGGGGUCAUUUAAAAAAUUCUCAUAUACAAGUAUUCUUAGCUUCAAUCCAUUUCCUAUCCCAAGCGGUCAUCAAACUUAUGUUGUCAUGGUUAUCAUGUAAAGUCAUUGGAAAAGUGUAAUGUUAAUUGUUUAUGCUUAACACGUCCAGACAUUUAUUAUCCCUAUGUUCAUACAUAUGUUCAUAUGAAAGGUUUGCUUUACUCGGCUAGUUUUAAGCAUAUUACAUCACAUUCUGGCAGAAAAGAAAUCAGUUUUCAGUUCUAUUUCCCUAUAUUGUAUUUGUUCGGGUUGGCAAUGAUUUCUCCAUGGCUACGAAGUGGCGUGGUUACGAAUUCACCUACACCCCAUCCAAACAUUUGCCAUAUAACUGGCUCACGUAUCGAUUCGCCCUGAUUAAUUUUUUUUUUUAUAAAUAUUUUUAUUUCAAUUCAGUAGACAUAAAUGUAACAUUGGUACAUGAGGUAUAUUCGUGUAGCAAUUCAUAGAAUCUUAAAACAUGAUUAGAUAUGGGUAUGUACAUACAUGUGUAUUGAUUGACUGAUAAAUUAUAAUAAGUAGGCUGAUAAUUCCUUCCAUUUUCUGUUGAAUCUAUUAAUACUACUAUUUUUCAUUGCGAUAAUUUUUUCUAUUUUGAUAUAUAUAUUCUUUCAAUAUUUUUAUGAAAAAAGAAAAGCAUAAUGGAGUUUUUUUAACUUAAUGCUUGACUGGUGAAUGUAUCUUUUUGCAAGAAGAAUUAUGUAUAAUGUUUCAUUUCAAUUUCUAACCAAAAUUCCUUUACAAAAACGCAUUCUACAAACAUAUGGUAUAAGUUUUCUGAUUCAGAGACACAAAAUGAGCAUAUAUCAUCAUCCAUUUACUUCAUUUUCGAUAAUUACUUUUUGGUAUAUAGAGCUCUAUUUAUGAAUCUGUACUGGAAAUCUAUUAGUUUAACAUCAGGCAGAAAAGAAACUUGAUAUUCACACGGCCAGUAACUGUUCAUUAAUAUUCAGCGUGGUUUCACUGUCUUUAUACCAUUGGGGAAGUAUGCACAUUAGCUUAUUGUGUAUGGUCUUUUUGAGAAUUUUGAUAUAUUUUUAUGAAACAAUUGUAGAAUUAAUAAUGUCAUAUAUGUUCAAAUAAUAUCAGUUUUGUUAUGACCACAAAACAUGCAUUCAUGAAAAACAUUUUUAUGUGAAUGCUCUGCAAGAUGGCAUGAUAUGAUGUCAUUGAUUUGACUCAAUAAAUCCUUUAUAAAAGCAAAACCUGGAUGUGUAGUUUCCUCUGGAUAAUGUUACCAGGCGGAUAUUGCACCCUGAUGGCAACAAUGGAAGCGCAUGUCAUGUUCUUGCUGUAAUACUACCAGAGACUGGAAUAUGGUCUCUGAUAUUACUGACUGUUCAUGAAAAUAAUCUGAUAUGAAAACUUUUGCAGGAUGAGAAAUCAUCUGAUGGAUGACAUGUUUAGCUCUUGAGAUUGAAAACAGGGUUGUCAUUAAUGAAGGUGUCUGUCUCCUGAUUGUGAUGUUACAGGUUGCAGGAAUUGGGUGCUACACCACUAUGAAGUCAUUUAUCAUGUAUGAAGUUAACACUGGAUGUACAUUGACAUGAAUGUCAUGUUUGUGUUAUUGUUGGGAGAUAUAAAUAUAUUGUUACAGAA